Messenger RNA from Protopolystoma xenopodis, 477 nucleotides. NCBI's taxonomy places the organism in Eukaryota, Metazoa, Platyhelminthes, Monogenea, Polystomatidea, Polystomatidae. The record is from the annotation of a GenBank genome assembly.
AUGUCUAGCCUAUUUGUUGCCCACUUACCCGACCGACUCUCAGCCUCAACAUCCACUCCCAUUCAUCCUUCUAUAUUUUUCAUGUCUGAUCUACAAUAUGCCCCGGAGGGCAAAUUGUCCUCUCUUUAUGCUCCCCUUCUUUAUCUGCUUAUGCGUGUAGCUAACUGCAUGUGUGCGUAUGUCGCCUUCUACCCGGAUAGUUCGGUCAACUGCCUCCAGAGAGGUAGAAUGGAGUGCAAAGAGAGAGAAUGGCGGGGUGGGAAUGACAGAGAGAAUGACAGGGAGAGAAAUAAGGCCUGGCUUGUAGCGGAAUUCCUUGUGGAAAUCACCAUUCAAAUAAAGGGCAUGUUAUUUGCUCUUGGUGUUAGCCCAACAAGCCAUAGGCACACUCGAUUGGACGGCUCGGUUAAACUGUACGCAUCUGGUCACACCGACUGGCUCUCUUGGCACAUGGUCUGCUUGCGGUGGCCAAACUGA